AUGGUUGGUUCACAAGACUACAUCAUUGUCUUCCUUAUCUGGCUGAUAACCAUCAUCUUGCUCCAAGCCAUCCUCAAGAAAAAACGAGGCAAAACUCAUCUUCCACCAAGCCCACCUGCCCUUCCAGUUAUCGGACACAUGCACCUUCUUGGCCCUAUACCUCACCAAGCUCUUAACAAGCUCUCAAACCGCUAUGGACCUUUGAUUUACUUCUACAUCGGAUCAAAACCUAGCGUGCUUGUUUCCUCCCAAGAACUGGCAAAAGAAGUAUUAAAAAAUCAUGAAACUACUUUCUUAAACCGGCCAAAAAUGGCCAAUCUUGAUUACCUUACAUAUGGUACUGCUGAUAUGGCCAUGGCACCUUAUGGACCCCUUUGGAAGUACAUGAAGAAACUUUGCAUGUCUGAACUUCUGGGGACUCGAACAUUAGACCAGCUCCUUCCAGUUAGGCGUGAGGAGAUGAAGCGGUUUGUAAAAAUAGUACAAGAGAAAGCUGAGGCAGGAGAGGCGGUUGACAUUGGAGUGGAACUAAUGAGGCUGACAAAUAACAUAAUAUCAAGAAUGCUACUAAGCAAGAGGUGUUCAGACAAAGAAGAUGAAGCCAAUGAAGUGCAGACGCUAGUGAAAGAGAUGAAUAACCUUGGCACAAAGUUUAAUUUGUCAGAUUUACUUUGGUUUUGUAAAAAUUUAGACCUCCAGGGGUUUAGGAAAAGGCUUAAGGACGUUCGGGACAGAUAUGAUAUUCUGAUGGAGAAAAUCAUACUGGAGCACAAAGAGGCCAGAAAGAAGAAUGGAGGUGGGGGUGACACAGUCAAAGAUGUGCUUGAUAUUUUGAUCGACAUAUCAGAAGAUGAAAAUGCCGAGAUGAAACUGAGCAGAGAAAACAUAAAAGCCUUCGUUAUGAAUUUUUUUGGGGCUGGAACAGAUACAUCUUCAGUUACUAUAGGAUGGGGAGUAGCAGAGCUUAUUAAUCACCCACAUGCGAUGGAGAAAGCACGAAAAGAGAUUGACACUGUGGUCGGAAGGAACAGAAUACUGGAGGAAUCUGACAUAGCAAACCUCCCAUAUCUCCAGGCAAUAGUAAAGGAAACUCUAAGGCUUCAUCCUGGUGGUCCUUUAGUUGUGAGAGAGUCGACAGAAGAUUGUAUCAUCGGUGGUUAUGAGAUUCCACAAGGAACCAGGCUGUUCGUCAAUGUGUGGGCUCUUGGUAGGGACCCAAAGCAAUGGGAAAACCCCCUUGAGUUCAUACCAGAGCGAUUUCUUGGAGAAGAAUGGAGGCAAGGGAAGAACCAGUUUUUGGACGUGAGGGGACAGCACUUCAGCCUGUUGCCAUUUGGGAGUGGAAGAAGAAGCUGCCCAGGAGCUUCACUGGCACUUCAGGUUGUCCCAACAGUCCUUGGCAUAUUAAUACAAUGCUUUGAUUGGAAAGUUGGGGAUGGAGCAAAUGGAACUGUUAAUAUGGAAGAAAAAGCUGGAAUGACUCUUCUUAGAGCUCAUCCCUUGAUUAGUCACCCUGUGGCUAGGCUUUCUCCAUUUCCAUCAGUAUGA
Molecule: messenger RNA, 1548 nt
Organism: Durio zibethinus
Lineage: Eukaryota; Viridiplantae; Streptophyta; Magnoliopsida; Malvales; Malvaceae
Product: 3,9-dihydroxypterocarpan 6A-monooxygenase-like
Molecular function (GO): monooxygenase activity; heme binding; iron ion binding
Source: RefSeq, a predicted model, not a curated record